AAUCCAAUCUAAUCCAAUGCAAUCCAAUAGAGAAAAACAGCCAAAGUAAAAGAUUGGCUUAGCCCACACAAUAUUUACAAAAACGCUCUAACAAAUUCAACACAGAGCCAUGGGCAAGUUUGCUCAUCCCCAGGCUGAUUAUUGUCUAUCUAGGAUCUCGCGCCAAAACCCAACGACACAUCUUUUGAACCGAAAGCCUUCACCUCUUCGACUUUACAAAUAAGUGGACCAUGAAGGACAACACUAACAACAGUAGCAGCGUUUCUGAUGACAGUCAUAAUGCAGAGGAUCAUGGGAGUGAUGAUGAAGAAGCCGAGCCUCUGGUGUUGGAAGUAGACGGAAGCACUACUACUUCUAGUACAAGAGGAUACGCACUGAAACGACGUCCUCUGGUGCAGUUUUUGGGAAUUUACGUGUUGAUUCUACUUCCCAUGGCCGGCAUUGGACUCUCCACGGUCUUGUUGGUGGGGCAUGCCACUACCAGUCAAAAGAAAAAUUCUUCUACUACUACUUCUGCUAGUGCUAGUGCUACAGAACCACCAGCAACUAUGAAUGACAAUAAGAAACCCGUCACACUCUCAACGGGUGUCGCACAUUGGGACGCUGCCUUUCUUGUGGCCAUGGCAGAAGUGUCGGAGAAUAUCAUGGCCAACGGCAAUUUCAUGGCCGGUGCGGGAUGGACGCAAUUGUGGACCCGCGAUACAUCCUAUGCCGUCCAAUUAGGGCUGGCACUGCUCUAUCCACAAGUCAGUCAAGUCACGCUCGAAGCGUGUACGCAACCACACGACGAUAAGGAUGGCCAUCAACACACACUUGACAGUAACAUAUUGGGCACGACGACGUGGCUGCAAGAUGUCUGUGGCCAUUUUAACGGUUGGCCCUAUCUGAGCGAUGCCAUUGUCGGUGCGCAGGGUGCCUGGAGUUUGUUUUUGGCGACUGGCAAUACCACAUUUUUAGAAUGGGCCUAUAAUAUGACACGCUCCACACUCACAUGGGCUGAAUUGGAAGUCUAUGACAAUACCACCGGGCUCUUUCGCGGAUGUUCCAGUUUUAUGGAAUCCAAUAGUGCCUAUCCCACCGAAUACCGAUUCAGUGGACCCAAAGUGGGAGCCACCAAGGCACUCUCCACCAAUGUACUCUAUUACAAUGGAUACACGUUGGCGGCACAAAUGGAACAAGUAUUACACCCUGGCAAAAAAGACAAAACCAAUUCACAACAAUUGCAAACCAAAGCCAAGCAUUUGCGCAAGGCCAUUCGAUCCCGCCUUUGGUUGGAAGACCACGGCUAUUAUGCGUACUACGAAGAAGCCAAUGGCACGCUUCAUCCCAAAAUGGAAGGACUGGGAGAAUCACUGCUCUUGUUGGCACCCAACUUGGAAUCCAACCAGACCCGCAUUCGACGCUUGUUUGAAAGUGUUCAUCGGACGCCGCAUGGAAUUCCGUGUCUCUGGCCGCAAUUUGAUUUGCACCGUGAAAAACCCAAAGAUUAUGCCAGUUAUUAUCACAAUGGUCGGAUUUGGCCCUUUGUACAGGGAUAUUGGGCCUUGGCGGCGGCACGACACAAACAAGUCGACGUCUUUCAACAAGAACUCGAUAGUCUCGUCGGACUGGCCAUGAACUCGGCACCCAUGGAAACAGACACCACUGGAACGCAAGAUCAACCCACAUUUGCCGAGUUUUAUCAAUUGGAUGGAACGUACAUGUGGAAACGACGACGACAAUUGUGGAGCAGUGCCGGAUACUUGGGCAUGAUAUUGCAUGGAUUGUUUGGAAUGGAAUUGCAAGUCGAUGGGAUUUUGUUUCGGCCCGUUGUGCCAGCUCAAUCCACCAAUACUACUAGCACCACGGAAGAGCAGGUCAUGACGUUGGAGAAUUUGAGAUACCGGAGGGCACUCUUGACCCUGCACAUUACGGGUCAUGGAACCGUGGUGGACACGUUUGCCAUUAAUGGGAAGCCACAAGACAAGCCAUUCCUGGCGGCAGAUGCGGUCGGCCACCAAAAGAUUGAGAUGGUCCUGAAACAGGAUGGAUAGCAGCACAAAGAGCCAGCCACUUGUAGCCGUUUCUACGAGUGUUUUAAAAGUGAAUGAUAGUAGUUAUAGUUGUCCUGCGACUCGCAGGUGAAAAUAGAAAGUGUCGCUAGUUACGGAGUGAGAAACA
Messenger RNA from Seminavis robusta, 2160 nucleotides. The record is from the annotation of a GenBank genome assembly. NCBI's taxonomy places the organism in Eukaryota, Bacillariophyta, Bacillariophyceae, Naviculales, Naviculaceae.